This is a messenger RNA of Saprolegnia parasitica CBS 223.65, 902 nucleotides long. RefSeq lists its product as hypothetical. The coding region runs from base 14 to 805 and encodes 263 amino acids. NCBI's taxonomy places the organism in Eukaryota, Oomycota, Saprolegniomycetes, Saprolegniales, Saprolegniaceae. The transcript has a single exon. Gene Ontology annotation, molecular function: phosphatidylinositol binding. The record is from RefSeq and is a predicted model, not a curated record.
UGAUUUCGCCAGCAUGAUCAAGACGCGCGGCGUGCUCGGCACCAAGGUCAUCACCCGCGGCGGCCUCGAGGCGGCGAUGGACCCGUUCGCGCUCUCCAUCUGCCGCGUCCAAGUUGCCGAGAUCGCACACGAGCAGAGCACGUGCUACGCCGUGCAGUCGCAGAACGCCAUCUCGGGCCGGUCCUGGGUCGUCUACCGGCGCUACUCGGACUUUGCCCUCUUCCGAGAGAAGCUGCUGUGCCAUUUCCAAGGCUUCGUCGAGGUCGUGCCCAAGGCCUUCAACCGCAUGAUGGGCCUGCCCUUCCCCAAGAAGCAGGCGUUUCCCCGCAAGGCGACGCUCCGAGCCCGCGAGGCCGCGUUCCUCGCGUUCAUCCGCGCCGUCCACGACAUUUUGUUGGACCCCGAGUACUUUUUGCACCACGACGUGAGCUACAUGGGGUUCGCGAUCUUCAAGGGCUUCCUCGGCAGCCGCCUCCACGUGCUCCACCACAACAUGUACCACGUGCAGAAGACAGUCCCGCAGCACCAACUGCCGCGACGCGAAAGGGCCUGCGUCAUCCAGUGCGGCACGCUCGCGACCAUCAUGGAAGAGCCCGCGCCGGUACUGGUUCUCAAGCGCAUCGCGUCGGACGAAGCCGAGAUGAGCAUGACCACGAGCGUCGCAUCCGACGACGACGACGACGACGAGGCGGAUCCGAGAUACACGCCAGCGCUCAAGCGCAAGUCGUCGUGGACGGCCAAGGCGCACCGCGUGCUCAGCGUCAAGCGGCUCUCCAAGAGCCAGCUCCUGCCUGCGGUCGCGUGAUGGAUAGCCGGUCGUCUCGCCCUCGUCGUGUGCAUGUAGCGUAUGUAAAUGCUGUUGUCAAUUGUAGUCUAUAGCUGUGGCAUCCAUUGCCUUGUCA